GUCAAAGAGAGUGAAAGAUGAAGCCUCCCAUUCUCUUGGUUCUUGUGAUCUGUACUGUAGUCAGCACAAAUUGGAAGCUGGUGUCAAAGAGAAAUUCUGUUGACGGCUGCAUUGACUGGUCAGUGGAUCUCAAGACGUACAUGGCUUUGGCAGGUGAACCAGUCCGAGUGAAAUGUGCCCUUUUCUACAGCUAUAUCAGAACUAAUUAUAGUAUGGCCCAAAGCACAGGUCUUAGGCUUAUGUGGUACAAAAACAAAGGAGAUUUAGAAGAACCUAUUAUAUUUUCUGAAGUUAGGAUGAGCAAAGAUGAAGAUUCAAUAUGGUUUCAUUCGGUUGAGUUGCAAGACAGUGGUUUCUACACAUGUGUUUUAAGAAACUCUACAUACUGCAUGAAGGUGUCCAUGUCCUUGACUGUCGCUGAUAAUGAAUCGGGGCUUUGCUACAACAGCCAGAUCCGAUAUUUAGAAAAAUCAGAAGUCACUAAAAGAAAGAUAAUCUCCUGCCCUGAUAUUGAUGAUUAUAAAAUAUCCAAUCAGGAGCCAGAUGUGGUAUGGUACAAGGAAUGUAAACCAAAAAUGUGGAGAAGCAUAGUAAUUCAGAAAGGAAAUACUCUUCUAAUACAAGAAGUCCAGGAAGAAGAUGGAGGAAAUUAUACCUGUGAACUGAAGUUUGAAGGCAAGCUAAUACGAAGAACAACCGAAUUGAAGGUUACAGCUUUACUCACAGACAAACCUCCAAAGCCUUUGUUCCCCAUGGAGAACCAGCCAACUGUUAUAGAUGUCCAGCUGGGUAACCCACUUACCAUUCCCUGCAAAGCGUUCUUUGGAUUCAGUGGAGAAUCACGCCCUGUGAUCUACUGGAUGAAAGGAGAAAAAUUCAUUGAAGAACUCGAAGGUCACAUUAGAGAAGGUGAAGCCAGACUCCUCAAAGAACAUCUGGGAGAAAAAGAAGUCGAACUAAUGUUGAUCUUUGAUGCGGUCGAGGAGGCGGAUCUGGCUAAUUACACCUGCCAUGUUGAAAACAGAAAUGGGCAUAAACACGCCAGCGUUCUUCUGCGCAAAAAAGACCUGAUCUACAAAAUUGAGCUGGCUGGAGGACUGGGAGCUAUCCUGCUUCUGUUUGUUUUGCUCGUGACCAUCUAUAAGUGCUACAACAUCGAGUUAAUGCUGUUCUAUAGGCAGAACUUCGGAGGUGAUGAAGCUGCAGACGACAACAAGGAAUAUGAUGCCUAUCUCUCCUACACCAAAGUAGAUCCAGAUGCAUUGGACUGUGAAAACAAUGAAGAGGAGCAGUUUGCACUUGAAAUACUGCCAGAUGUUCUGGAAAAGCAUUAUGGAUAUAAACUCUUCAUUCCAGAUAGGGACCUGAUCCCGAGCGGGACAUACAUUGAAGAUCUCACAAGAUGUGUUGAGCAAAGCAGAAGACUCAUUAUCGUGUUAACUCCAGACUAUGUUCUCAGGAGAGGAUGGAGUAUUUUUGAGAUGGAAAACAGACUCCAUAACAUGCUAGUCAGUGGAGAAAUCAAAGUUAUUUUGAUUGAGUGUACUGAAUUGAAAGGGAAAGUGAAUUACCACGAAGUGGAGUCUUUAAAGCACACCAUCAAGCUUCUGUCAGUGGUCAAGUGGAAGGGCCCAAAAAGCAGCAAACUUAACUCUAAAUUUUGGAAGCGGUUAGUCUUUGAAAUGCCAGCAAAGAAGAAAGAGGUCGUAUCUCGGCGCCAGGUCCUGGACUCUGCAGAGCAAGGCCUUUUUGGAGACCUUCAAACCGUACCUUCCAUUGCUGUGACGGGUGCCUCUGCCACGCUGGUAGAGUCACAAGCAGAUUUAGCGGAUUACCACCAAACUGAUUCCAUGCAAAUGAGACACUAUUGCCGAGGAUAUGAGUACGACGUGUCAGCGGCAACCUUGCCGAUAGCUUCCAUAAGUAACCAUCACACCUAUUGUAACAUACCCUUGACACUUCUAAACGGACAGCUACCUCUUAAUAAUACAAUGAAGGACAACCAAGAGUUUCACAGAAACAACCCGUUGCUACCGUUAUCAUCAAGGGAGCUUAGUUUCACAAGUGAUAUUUGGUAGUGAAGAUGAGAACUCUUGGAAGAUGCUUUCUGAGCACCAUGAAGACACAUUUUUAAAGAACUUUAACUGAUGCCAUGUGGUGCCAAAACGUGUUUGAAGCAAAGGCACAUUUAUUCACUUUUCUACUUGAACUUUUUUGUUUACAUUUCCAAAUUACUGGCAAAGGGGACCUUCUUUUGUAGUUCAAUAUGUAGUUCAUAUCUUUUAAUGUACAGUUUUAUUGAGUCUUUAAAAGAGAGGGGGAGAAAAAUAUAUACCAUAAUUUUAAACUAGGUUUUGCAAUCUUGGAUGGAUGGAAGUUCAAUGCUGUCUCUGAUCUCCUACAUCCAUAUUUAUGUAAUAGCAUUUCAAAUAUUUACAGAUUUUUUUUUUUUUAAAAAGAAAGAAAAUAUAAACUUUAGUAUGGAUUGCAAAUUUUAAACUUAGCAUUCUGUGAAAGCAAAUGUGUCCUUCACACAGAGCACACUUAAUGAACCACUCUCGAAAGAAAGUGGUAGAAAACCCUUCCUCUAAUACUGUCACACGAUACAUUUUAGAAGAUGACCAGUUGAAACAAUGUGGAUAAAGAGCUAUUAGCUUUACCAAUAAAGGACAUAGUGAAAA
Molecule: messenger RNA, 2681 nt
Organism: Gavialis gangeticus (Gharial)
Lineage: Eukaryota; Metazoa; Chordata; Crocodylia; Gavialidae
Gene: IL1RAPL2
Product: interleukin 1 receptor accessory protein like 2
Exons: 10
Coding region: 18-2078 (686 amino acids)
Biological process (GO): signal transduction
Source: RefSeq, a predicted model, not a curated record